GGGAAGGACGCGUUCAUUGGCAGAGCACACAUAGUUUUCGCGCACCGCACGUCCACACCAUGAGACAGCACAACACACCGCUCACAUGCUGAAUCGACUACUACAGGGACACAUACACACACACGCGAACGAGGACAAGACAGCCACAGAGCCAUAGAUGCCACAGACGGACCACGCACACACAGGAGGCAUAGUAUGCGCCUACGUGUAUGUGUCCUCACACCAAGACAUAAAAAACACUUAGACUCUCUGGCACACAGGCCGCCAUGGACAGCACACUCACUCCUUCACUCAGCACCGGGGCAGACACUCACCCAGGCACACAUGAGUGUGACGAACACAGCCGCCCCCACAUGUGUGUCUGUGUGCACUCUCUCCUACUCUAUGCUGAUCAGCCGCAGCUGAACGUAGCGGCCAUAUCCGGCUGGUAAAAUAAUUUGCCUGACCUCCCCCUCACUCAUCGACAGCACCGCCUCACGCAGCCACCCAUACAGACCAGACACACGACCCACCCGCCCACGGUCAUCGUAGUAUUUGUCCUGGCCGUCGAAUGCAUCACACCACGUUAUCCAGUCGUACUUGACGCGGUCGUUGUUGUAAUUUGUCGGCACUCUGCCGGUGCCGUCCGUGACGAUGCGAUACCGAUUACCUAACGGGGUCACAGUGAAGCCAUCACCGCUGCAAAAAGGACAAACAAGACAGAUGGAUGGCGAGGUCAUCUUUCCUGCGCUGCUCUCCAUCUGCAGACCUGAUGACGCCGUACAUGGCCGCGUUGACAUCAAAGGCCCUCUGCGCCUGCUCGUCGGUCAGCUGCAGCGGCACACUCGCUUCUUUAGGUGAGGCGCCGUGUCGUUGACGGCGGUGGUGGUCGAUCAUUCGGCUCAUGUGGUCGGGCGGCACGUCGUUAACGGAGCCGCCCCACCUGAAAUGGUUGGCACACAGGACACGAUGAGCACCCGUGUCUGAUUUUCUUGUUGUUGGUUUUGUAAUGUGAUCUCAUCACUCACACGGAUGCACUGUUGCGCCGCUUGAGUGCCAUAUCCUCCGGCAUCGCGUCGAUGGUCGACUGACACGUCGAGAGGACUUCUCCACACACAUCGACAGAGCGAACGGGGUCAUCGCCGUCGAUGGGCGCGAGGAAUGAACUCACAGCCUGGCAAUACAAACGACGAGCGAAUGAAUCCUCGGACGGUUUCCCUUUGUGAGUGCGUGUCGCUCACCUCUAUUUCGGUCAUGAGCUGCUCGUAUCGCAUUUUCUCUGUGUGCAGCUCCCCUUCGAGUUGUCGGUUCUGGUCAGCAUGGGCCUCGAGGACGUUGUUCAGUGCCACGAUGAGACCCCUGGCUGCGUCGGGGAUGCCCUCUGCAGUCACUGAUGGCUCCUUGCCGGCCGGCUGAGCGGUGUCGUCACUUGCGGGUGUCUUGUGGACGGGCGAGAGCAGCUUCUUGAUCCAGAAGUCAUGCAAACCUACAUAAACACACAGACAGCUGAAAAGGUGUACACGCGCCCCGUCGUAUGUGUCUGUGAUCUGUGUGAAUACCUUUGUUUCCACGCUUGUCAGCCUCGGUCAGUAGGCGGGAGACCGAAGGCACACUUGCCCCGCCCUUUCGAGCGGCCUGCUGGACGGUCCUUGCCUCCAGGAUGGCCGUGUGGAUGGUGUUGAAGGCCUCCGAGUCCAUGUUGAGGAACACCCGCUGCUUGUCGUCCUUGAUGAAUCGGUUGUCGAACUUGCCGGAGAAGAGCGCCGCCAGCAGAGUGCCCUCCACGCCCUCCCCUUGUGUCAUGUGGUUGCGCAUCACCCGCCGCUCCGUGCCGCCCACAUUCAGCUGCAGCAUGUCAUUUGCCGACGCCGCCGGUGGGUCAGCGAUGCAGUGGCUCUCCUUGAGCUGAGCCGUGCUCUCCCUUUCGACCGUGAUUUGUUGCUUCAGUGGGUUGAGGCUCUCACAGAGGAUGACGGCCGGUCUGUGGAAGCUGUCGAGGACGACACGCUCCGGACAUUGGGCGGUCAGGCUGUCGCUGUCCACCACCGCCGGAAUGGACCAGUCUGCGGCGAUAGAUCUGUCCAUUUCCCCUCCUCUGUGCCACCGUUGGGUCUGAACCGCACACAGACGUAAAGAUGUGAACAGAUCUAGGCCUUUGUCGGUGCCUCUCCGACUUCCCUGACCUUCGUUGCCCUUCGGGAGGUUUGCGGAGGUUUCGUUUGGUUGGUUAUUGUGUUUAACGAGACUCGUGUCUGUAACCCCGAGGGGAUCCUGUCCAGUUCACGCACUAAACUAGCAGCAUGCACAUGCAUAGAAGCAUGCACACGGCCUGUCUCCCCAUCCCACCCACCCACCCACCCACUCGACACGCACGUGCCACCCUACAUUGAUGGUUAGAAAAUCGCUGUCGACAACGGUUGCAGGUAUAUGAGAAUGACAGCCAGACAUAGGCAAGACACCCAGAGGCUAGUCAGAGAGCU
This is a messenger RNA of Vitrella brassicaformis, 2459 nucleotides long. The record is from the annotation of a GenBank genome assembly. Lineage: Eukaryota; Vitrellaceae.